AUGGAAGAUGAUGUUGAUGCCCAUAGCCCGCAUGUUAGAUAUUUGGUUUGGAAUGACGUCGGAGAAGCUGUUAGAGUGAAGAAGCAACAAGCGGAGAAGGUGCAAUUGGCCGAUCUCAUUAGGUAUUUGACCAAUGAGCUGACAAUUGGCCAAACUCAAGUACCGAAGAAUUUGGAACCCAUCAAAAUCAACCAUGUCAUCAUAACCUGGCAUUACCUCACCUUCAAAGGAAUUCGUAAGGAAGAGUACAUGGAGACUUUUGCAACUCAUUAG
Molecule: messenger RNA, 273 nt
Organism: Prunus armeniaca (apricot)
Lineage: Eukaryota; Viridiplantae; Streptophyta; Magnoliopsida; Rosales; Rosaceae
Source: the annotation of a GenBank genome assembly